CUAAUAAGAAAGGAGAUCGGCCUGACGAGAAUAUGGUUGUGCCAGCAUCCUCGAUUAACAGUGCGUUUGAUUUGUUGUCGCAUGAUCGCUGGUACCGCAGUAAGUGCUUGUCUCGAUCGAUAAGUGCAUACAUACAAAUAGAAUUCAACUCGGUAGUGGAAUCAAUUGGCGGGACACGCUGGAAGCUGACAAGAGGCGUUAUGCCAGCAGGGGUGCAGCUGACCGGAAGCUAAUCAACCAGACAGAAGUCUCGCUCUCGUGCUUGAGACACAUGUGCCAUUCGUCCUCGUCACUCCUUGGAUAGAUUUGCAAGACGUUCCCGCCUCACUGAUGCAGGAUUUGACACUCGUUUACCUUUGCCCGUCCCACUCGAUGAUGGUUUUCUACAUCCAGAAUCUCUGAACCGACGCAAAUCCCCCUCCAUCCCCCCCGGUCUUCUCGAAUCGCGCACGGAACCUACAGCAUGGCUCCAAUCGAGCCGAUCAUGCCGGCCGAGCUGGCGGCGCCCGACCAUCACCACGGCCCCUCGACCAGGCGGCGGUCGCAGUCGGCGAGCUACUCGAGCCUCGGCGUCCUCCCGGGUGCGCGGUCGGCGUCGCGAGCGCGGAGCAACACCGCGAGCUCGGGCCUGAGGGCAAGGCUAGGCCUCAUGGGCGUCGCGCGGCGGACCCUGGGAAUAGUGUUGCUCCUCGUCACUGUGUUUCUCUGGACCUUAUCCAACUUCCUAGCUAGUGACAUAUUCUCCGAUCGCACGUAUAACAAGCCCUUCUUCCUGGUCUACGUAAACACGUCCGUGUUUGCGCUCUCGCUCGUGCCGAUGGUGAUACAGUACGUUAUGCGGCAUGGCGUGUCGGGCCUGCUGAACAGGGCGGCCGAGGUCUGGCGGGAGUACCGGUCGGGCGCGACGCCGGCGAAAUUGCUGCACGAGCGGGAUGGCGAGGACGAGGACGCCGAGGAGCGGCUCCUCGUGGAUGACGAGGACAGCCUGGAAGCGAUGAUGGACGUGCCGAGGCGGGACGAGAAGCUGAGCUUCGGGGAGACGGCCUGGCUGAGCCUGGAGUUCUGCCUGCUGUGGUUCGCGGCCAACUACUUCGCGUCGGCGUGCCUCGAGUACACGAGCGUGGGCAGCGUGACGAUCCUCACGUCGACGAGCAGCGUGUGGACGCUGGUCUUCUGCUCCGUCAUGGGCGUCGAGGGAUUCACGGUCCGGAAGCUGGUUGGGGUGCUGGCGUCGCUGGCCGGGGUCGUGCUCAUCUCGACGAUCGACCUGUCGGGAAAGAGCGACGACAACCGCGGCAGCUUCCCGCACAAGACGCAGGCGCAGAUCGCCAUCGGCGACUCGAUGGCCUUCUUCAGCGCCAUCAUCUACGGCCUGUACGUGACCGUCAUGAAGAGGAGGGUCGGGAACGAGGAUAGGGUCAACAUGCCGCUCUUCUUUGGCAUCGUCGGCUUGCUAAAUGUCCUGCUCCUGUGGCCGGGAUUCAUCAUCCUCCACUUUACGGGCAUUGAACCUUUUGCCUUCCCUCCAACCGGGAGAGUCUGGGGAAUUAUAAUCCUCAACUCCGUCUCGUCCUUCAUCAGCGACAUGGCAUGGGCGUACGCCAUGCUCCUCACCACGCCGCUCGUCGUGACGGUGGGGCUGUCCCUGACGAUCCCGCUGUCGCUGAUCGGCGAGAUGAUCCGCUACGCGCAGUACUCGAGCUGGAUCUACUGGGUCGGCGCGGGCGUCGUCUUCACCUCGUUCCUCUUCAUCAAUCACGAGAGCAAGGACGACGAGAACAACAGCAACAACGGCGGCAAGGAUCACGGAGCCGAGCCGGAGUCGAGGACCGCGACAGUGGUUGACGGCGGUUGAGCCUUUUACGAACGUAUGUGUACUAACAGAUAGACAAGCGACGAUUCCCCGGAUUUCUUGUAUACCUACCUACCUACCUUGGUAGCUGGCAUCUACGGCGUUGGAAGGGUUGGAAGGGUUUGGUUAAGCGCAAUAGAUUUGGGUGGGCUUAUCUGUUUCGGUCAUGUGGCUCCGUGAAUAUAUCGUCGGCAUGUCUUGCUAUCCGUAACUCACCUAUCAUCUACCUGCUCAGUUCGUCAAUAUAUUCUGACGUGAUCAAUGCAUGUCGAUGACCGAGCCAGCCGUUUUGGCUUUUUGAGACCAUCACCCCUGAAAUUGCAUACUUGCACGGCUUGAC
Phialemonium atrogriseum is the source of this 2192-nucleotide messenger RNA. RefSeq lists its product as uncharacterized. The record is from RefSeq and is a predicted model, not a curated record. Gene Ontology annotation, cellular component: fungal-type vacuole membrane. The transcript is spliced from 4 exons. The coding region runs from base 464 to 1855 and encodes 463 amino acids. NCBI's taxonomy places the organism in Eukaryota, Fungi, Ascomycota, Sordariomycetes, Cephalothecales, Cephalothecaceae.